Messenger RNA from Colletotrichum karsti, 975 nucleotides. RefSeq names its product NmrA family protein. Lineage: Eukaryota; Fungi; Ascomycota; Sordariomycetes; Glomerellales; Glomerellaceae. The record is from RefSeq and is a predicted model, not a curated record. Bases 1 to 975 code for a protein of 324 amino acids. The transcript has a single exon.
AUGUCUACUUUCGUCAAGACUCUUCCACGAAGCAUUCUGGUUUUUGGCGCGUCGGGACAUAUCGGCCAUCCGCUGGCUAGGUUCCUGACGCGAGAAGCGCCUGAGAUCAAGUUGCGUCUCGCAACAAGCAGCUCAUCCAAGAUAGAGCAACUUCGGGCGGCUUUUCCUCAUGCCGAGGUUGUGCAGGCCAACUAUCAUGAUCCGGAAUCCCUCGUUCAAGCAGUCGACGGAAUGGAUGGUGUUUUCGUCGUUACACCGCCGGGACUAGUUGAGGAGAAGCCAAUGACGGAUCUAGUCGCGGCACUCAAGCAAUCAGACAGUGCAAUUCACAUCAUACGCCUGAUGGGUCUGUUUCCAGAGUUUCCAUCGUCGCGCAUACCCCCUGAGCUCGGCCGCGGAUCGCUCCCCGUAGAGCAUCGCAUCGCAAAAGAAGUGUUGGAUGAAAGCGGGCUCCCCAUCACAUACGUCAAUUGCGGAGCUACUUUUAUGGACAACCUAUCGAUCUUGAUGCGAUCAGUGUUGGCGAAGAAAACCCUCAUUUGGCCGGAACACCGAGUACCUUUCCUAGACCCGAGGGAUAUUGCUGAGGUUGUCGGGAGACUUUUGUUAUCAAACAACGCGAAACACAUCGGCGCAUUUCACACCAUGAACAACGGGCAUGACCUGCUCACUUUCAAAGAGGUGGCUGGAGUUAUUUCUGAGGUUUUCGACGAGCCAAUGGGCUACGACGGCAGCUUUGAGAGCUUUUCGGGGUUUUACGGCACCGUGAUGGGGCCUCCUUUGGUAAACAUGUUGUGGGACUUCUUCAAGUUCGAGGAGGCGAACGAGGAGAUAUGGGCUCUGAAUAACUUCGUUGAAAGGCUCAUCGGCAGGAAACCCAUUACGGUCAAGGAAUGGUUGUUAGAACACAAAGAAGAGUUGCAGCGAGGAGGCGGAGAUCUUGGGUGGGCUGCACGAGGAUUGGAUAAGCUCUAG